Molecule: messenger RNA, 5954 nt
Organism: Lytechinus pictus (painted urchin)
Lineage: Eukaryota; Metazoa; Echinodermata; Echinoidea; Temnopleuroida; Toxopneustidae
Exons: 9
Coding region: 1635-3020 (461 amino acids)
Source: RefSeq, a predicted model, not a curated record
UGAAUUUUUCCAGUAGUAAACUGCAGAAGAAAAUGGAAGAAUUUAAAUAUGGUAGUAAUGAUGCAAUGAGCAAGCCCGUUGUAAUUCAGGCCAAAAAUGUGAAGCACAAUGAGCCCAAUAUAGUUGGUUCUGCGUCACAGAAACUAUGCUUGUUCAGGCUAUUGCCUUUUUUGAUAGGUGAAUUUGUGCCUGAAGAUGCAGAUAUAUGGGAGCUUUAUCUUUCUUGCAGAGAGAUUGUGGAUAUUUGCCUCUCACCCAUUGUAAAGAAAUCAUGGCUUCCAUAUCUGCAGCAAGAGGUAAUCGAUCUAAGUGAAUUGUUUGCAAAAUAUUCACAAGAUCAAUAUCCUUGCAAACUUCAUUAUUUGAUCCAUUACCACAGACAUCUUUCAGACUUUGGACCUCUUAGAAACUUUUGGUGUAUGAGAUUUGAAUCUAAGCACCAAUAUUUCAAGAAUCUAUCGUCUGUGGUCCGUAACUUUAGAGAUGUUGCCUUAACCCUGACAACACGUCAUCAGUCUCUCCAAUGUUGGCAAAUGAAUGCAGGGUCAUUUUUCCAGCAGCAAGAGAGUGCUCUUAGUAAUUGCAGACAGAUUUCAGUGCUUAAACUGCCUCGUGCUCUCCAAAGAGUUUUGACUGAAAUGAGUCUUGUCCACGAAGGCAAUUUGUGGAAGACAAAUUCUGUGCAAGUAAAUUCCAUGACUUAUCAAGAUGAUGAUGUUAUCAUCAUAGAUAUAAAGCAUGAAGAAAUUCCUGUCUUUGGGAAGGUUAAGCAUAUUUUACAAUGUGACACACAUUGGUAUAUAUGCAUCAAGGAGUUUGAUACGUGCAGAUUUAACAGGCAUCUUCAUGCAUAUGAAAUUGGUGUAACAGAAAGAUGGAGUGUGAUGAAGGCAGGACCAAGAAGGGAUUUCCAGAGUCUUAGUCUUUAUGAGAUAGAUGACAAGUGCAUGGUAUCGUUGAAACAUAGACCUUUGUUGUUGUAAGGAAAAUUGAAUCUUGCCCUCUAUUAACCUAUUUUCAGCAUUUCAUGCAAUUAUUGCUAUUUUUGUGGUGUGUUCAGAAAACAGUAGAGGUCCUGUGCUGUCCAGUUUCUUUUUAGGUUUCUAGUAGUUUUUUAUUUCUCUCCUUCUUUAUAUACUUUUUCGUUUAUCUCAUACAUGUGUCAUUUGUCUCUGACAAAGGUUCUGCUAGGACUGACUGCUCAGGCUCUUUUACUUCGUGUUUUUCCAAUUAACAUAUAUUGUAUUUUGUGGUUCUAUAAUGGCUACAAUUUAAAUGCUCAUCUCACCUAGCAAAGAAGAUUUUUUUUUAAUAGUCUAGAUACUGAGUCUGAAUAAGUAUCUAACAUAUUUUCCAAUGCGUUCAAGUAGUUUUGCUACUCUCUAAAUGGUAAAUUAACAAUUGAAUGAAUAAAUUAAUGUAUAUAUAGAGAGAGAUGUAGGUUGAUUAUACAGCCACUAUCAUGGCAAUUUUGGGGUGAGAGUGCAUCGACCCAGCUUGUCAGUUGGUCAUCUCUAAGCCGGCUAAAAGUGUUGCAGUAUCAUGUUUCUUGUGGGACUUCAAAGAAGCAGGUUAUCAUUGAAGAAAAUGCCACAAUUGAUGACUUGAGGGUGAAGAUUGCCUCCAAAUUUAACAUGAGGAGACCCGACAGCCUGCAGGUCUUCAAUAAAGACUUUGGUGACUGGCUGGACCUGGAAGAAGAGGAUGAACUUCCUCCAACAAUGUCAAGGGUGAAGGUUUUGGAUGACCCAAACGAGGACACAGAAGACAAAGCGAGUUCUGAUAUCCAUGAAGACAGGGAGGUCCCAUCAAGACAGACUUCAGUCGCUUCCACAUGUCCUCAGACGCUGACAUCUGAAGGAGCAAGGAGCAGCUUUUUUGUAAAUUUUAAAGUGCCUGAAAUGCCCCACGAUGUGCAAAAACUCUUAAAUGACAACAACAAGGCUGUUCUGGAAAGGAAGUGGAGGAGAAAAAUUGUGUCGCAUCUGUAUGACAACAUGGUUCAAGUGGCAGUGUACCCUCAUUCAUGGGAGUACAAUGCUGUGUGCAGUGCACUGAUUAACAAGCACCCGAUUUUGAAGGAUCGAACCAUAAAUGGUUCGGGAUAUGAUACAAUAAAAGAGUCGCUGAGGACAAAGUUUAAACACGAGAGAGGGAUUCGAACACCAUCAACUGAUGUAGCCAGGAGGAGGGAGUUGUAUGGCCGCAAUGGCCCCAGAAAGCGUGCUGAGGACAACGUGGAAAAGGCCCCAUCUCCUGUUAAAAGGAAGAAGCGGGAUAGCAUUGAGACCUCACAUGGGGGAGAAGACGAAGCCAGCAUCCAAAGACACAUCGCGUCAUUAAAAGAUCUGGCAUCCAAGAGGGGCGCAGACCCGUCAAUUAUUCAGGACAAAAUGAAGCGGACGCGAAGUCAUAGACUUUGUUUUAUUCAAGCCAAUGCUUUGCAGGAUGUUCUGAAUGAAUAUCCGAUACUGAGGUUUGAAAAACAGCUAAUACGUGAGCUUCAAAAUACGUAUGGGGCAAAGGAAAUAGCAGCCGCUAUUGCCGAAUCGGUUACAGCUAGUGGAGAAGUGAUUCUCCGAGAAGGAUUGAAGGUGCCAGCAGCACAAGAAGUGAUCGAGCAAUAUCAGGACAAAGUUGAUGGUGCGACUACAGACAAGCAGAAAAAAGAUUUACUGGUGGCAUUGUCAUGCUUGCUGUUUCCUUUGAUAUUUGGGGAAAAGGACUCCAUGUACACUAUAAACAAGGAACCCCAGAGCCCUACUCCUACCCUAGUGAUAUCAGGGAACCCCUUUGAAUGUCGUGAUUUAGCCAUAUUCAUGGACGGGAUAGAAGUUUGUCGAGCAUCAGAUCUCACAUCCGGGUUUGUUGCAACAUUCUCAAGUUUUUAUGUGUUUGGGGUCCAGUACCCACAACGUGGAAAGAGGACCCUACAGCUAUACCAGAAAUUUUUUGCAGGACUGGAUGAUGGAAGUCCCCUACCACCCAGAGUCCAGCGAUUUCUUAACAGCCUUGUUUAGACUGAUUUAUUUCUGGUUGGAAAUUCCGCCUUAAAUUUCUAUUAUUUUGCCCUAAAAUUAAAGACUGUUCUGUGUACAUGAGAAGAUUUACACUCUCUUGCUACAUUUGCUGAGAUGAGGCAAAGUUUUGUAUCAACUCAAACAUUUUAAUUUAUUACGAUUGCUUCAUUUAUUUUAUGUGCUGAAAUGAGGCCAAGUUUUGUUUCCUGUAUCAACAUGAUCAACUCAAACUUUUUUUAUUACACCUGCUUCAUUUAUUUUAUGUGCUGCAAUGAGGCAAAGUUUUGUAUCAACUCAAACAUUUUAAUUUAUUACACCUGCUUAAUUUAUUUUAUGUGCUGCAAUGAGGCAAAGUUUUGUAUCAACUCAAACAUUUUAAUUUAUUACACUUGCUACAUUAAUGUGCUGAAAUGAGGCAAAGUUUUGUAUCAACUCAAACAUUUUAAUUUAUUACACUUGCUACAUUAAUGUGCUGAAAUGAGGUCAAGUUUUGUUUUAAAGGGGUACUAGCCCCUGACAUUAUCGUGCUCUCAUUGAAUAAAGAAAAAUCAGAUGAACAAACUGUAAAAAUUUGAUAAAAAUCAGACAACUCGCUCAAAAGUUAUGAAUUUUCAAAGUCACCGAGAUUUGACGAUCACUGCCGCUCAUGGGGAUCAGUGCGAUCGGCAAAACCGACGGAAUCUGUGACGUCAUGUCGGACAACUCCUCAUUCACUUUGUACAUAGAAUAUUUAAAAAUUGAUCAAUGUCAAAUUUAGAGUGAGGUUGCAGCAUGAAUCUUUUCAAAAUACAAGCAAAAACAAUGUAGAAAUGCUAUACCGCAACCAAAAAAUGGUAUUUUGUUGACUUUUCCGAGAAAAAGGAGAAAAUGUGAAGUUUGGUGUACAGAGUGAAUGAGGAGUUGUCCGACGUGACGUCACAGAUUCCGUCGAAUUUGCCGAUCGCACGGAUGCCCAUGAGCGGCAGUGAUCGUCAAAUCUCUGUGACUUUGAAAAUUCAUAACCUUUGAACGGGUUGUCCGAUUUUGCCCAAAUUUUCAGUUUGUUCAUCUGGAUUUUCUUCAUAUCCUGAGGUGAGGAUAAUUCCAGGGGUUGGUUUCCCUUUAAUUUAUUACAUUUGCUACAUUUAUUUCAUGUUUUGUGUGCUGAAAUGAGGCUAAGUUUUGUUUCCUACAUCAACUCAAACGUUUUAAUUUAUUAUAUGUGCUGAAAUGAGGCCAAGUUUUGUUUCCUCUAUCAACUCAAACAUUUUAAUUUAUUACGAUUGCUUCAUUUAUUUUAUGUGCUGAAAUGAGGCCAAGUUUUGUUUCCUGUAUCAACUCAAACAUUUUAAUUUAUUACACCUCCUUCAUUUAUUUUAUGUGCUGCAAUGAGGCAAAGUUUUUUAUCAACUCAAACAUUUUAAUUCUUUACGAUUGAUUCAUUUAUUUUAUGUGCUGAAAUGAGGCCAAGUUUUGUUUCCUGUAUCAACUCAAACAUUUUAAUUUAUUACACCUCCUUCAUUUAUUUUAUGUGCUGCAAUGAGGCAAAGUUUUUUAUCAACUCAAACAUUUUAAUUUUUUACGAUUGAUUCAUUUAUUUUAUGUGCUGAAAUGAAGUCAAGUUUUUUAUCCUAUAUCAACUCAAAAGUAUUAAUUUGUUACAUUUGCUACAUUUUAAUGUGCUGAAACAAGGCAAAGUUUUGUUGCAAACGUCAAUAUAACUAUUUAGUGGGUUCUUAAAAUCGUUACAAUAUGAGUUUCUGGUCACAUGGUCAAGGUCAAAGGUUACCAGAGGUCAUCAAACUUUGGUAUGUCAAGCCAAAAACAUCAAAAACUUAACUUGGAGGUUAUAUUUUAGAAAUGUCAACGUAGGUUUAAAAUUUUUUUGUCUCUUUCCAUGAAACUUUGUAAUUAGGGUCAUUAAGCAUCACCAAUCGUUCCGUAUGCAUUAGUAGUGUGGGUGGAGUCAUUGUUGCCAUGGUAACCAUGGUUAUAUUGAAAAAAAAUUAAGAUUGUCUAGUAAGCAUUCUACAGACCAAAAUUUUCAUCCAAUCUUAUUCAAAUUUGGUGUGGACGUGUAUUAUGGCAAGUGGAAGUAAGCUGUCGAUUCUUGGAUAUGGGCAGGGUCAUUGUUGCCAUGGUAACAAUUUUUAUAAAGAAAUAAUGAAGAUUUCAGGGUGAGCACUCUACAGGCCAGAUGUUUCAUCUGCUCAUAUUCUAAUUUGGUGUUGAUGUGUAAUGUUAAGAAGCCUAUUGAAUUAGGGUGUGGGCAUAAUCAUUAUUGCCAUGGUAAUCAUGGUUUUUCAGAUUUCUUUUAGUCAUUGUUUUUGUCCAGUCACAUUCAAAUUUGGUGUUGGGACUGUAUUAUGGUAGGAGUAUCAUGUGAUAUUUCCUGAUUUCUUUGUAAAAGUGCUGCUGCCUGAAGAAGGCAAAACCACCAGAGGCACUCCACUUGUUUUUUCUUAGAUUGUACUUUUUAAUAUAAACUUUUGUCCAUAUAUUUCCUCCAAAAACAGAUACCAAAACUUUUAAGAUACCGAUGCGAUUAUUUUGUACCUUUUCAAUGAAUGAGAAAAUAUUUCUUUCUCAUCAUUUCUCGCAAUAGGUGACACUUGGUUCAGCUGGUUUGUUAUUUACAUCACAAUGUAUAAGCUUAUAGAUAUUCCACACGUCAGAUUGCCUUGUAUGUCCACAAAGAGUGUGAGGCUACAUCCUUUUUGCUUUACAUAAUUAUUAUUGCUCGUCUGAAGGCAUGUUUACAGAUUUUGAUUAAGUCUGUGCCAAGAAAUGGUGUUUAAUAUGUAUGAUGUAUUAAAUGUGUUGAACUCCAAAUGUAUAUUCACUACUCUCCUUUCUAGUACAUGUACUGUAAUAGCUCCUCAUUGGCAUAUACAUAUACAUGUGUCACAAUUAGGACCUAUUGCAGCUCAUUUGAAAAUAUUAUUAUAACUAUUA